GUUGUGCGAUGCGUAUCCGGAUUGAAGUUGGCAGCAGAUCAAAGGGAUCCAAGUUCUGCGCUUUGUUCAGCUUUGUUGUUUGUCGGUUGGUUUUUCGGACCUGGACUGGCUGUCAUUGGAAGUUGGAGAAAGUUUCGUAGGUUGUACUGGUCUCUCUUCCUCCAACAGUUAGUUCUUUGCUUGGUUGUACUUCAGUCGUCUCCCGUCGAGCAGUGUGUAAUUAUUUGCUUGUUUAAUAAUAUCCUCGUUCGUCCACGCGGUUUAAAAAUACCACUCGCACACCGAAAUCAGCAACGAGAGAAGCUCAUCUCAAUGGAGGGCUGUUGCGCCGUCGAACGUGAAGUUGAUAAGGUCACGACCAAGUUCCAGAGCAUCAACGAGCAUGCAGGUCGCACUCUCCAGGAUCUCGUCCUCUAUAUUGAAAAUCUCAAAGUGGAAUUAGAAAAUGCACCGGAAGACCAUGAGCUUACGAUCGGCCAAAAGGAUUUGCUUGCUGCGGCAAUGUCGAAGGUGAAGGAGACGAUCUCGCGUUUGGCUACUGAUCACAGGGAUCUGCACGGAACGGUGUCCAAGGUGGGCAAGGCCAUCGACAGGAACUUCGUGUCCGAUUUCGCAGCAACCAGCCGCGAGGAUGUCUUCGCCGGACAAGAAAAGCUCGAGCUGAUCAACAAGGUCAUCUGUCAGCAUUUUUACAGGCAGGGAAUGAGGGAUGUUGCCGACGAGUUGGCCAAGGAAUCCGAUCUGCAGGAUGUCGAGUUUCAAGAGCGUGAGCCGUUCACGGAGCUGAAUCACAUCCUGGACAGUUUGAAGGAUCGAAAUCUUGAGCCGGCGUUGGCUUGGUCUCUGGCCAACAGGGAAGCGCUGUACGGCAUCGAGUCUUCGCUCGAGUUCAAGCUGCAUCGACUCAGGUUCAUCGAGUUGUUGAAGAAAGGUCCCAACCAUCAGACUGAUGCCAUAACGUACGCUCGCACUCAUUUCAGGCAGUUCGUGGAUCGUCACGAGAAAGAUAUACAAACGUUGAUGGGAAUGCUGCUCUUCGUGCCGAACGGUAUAGGGACGUCACCGUACGGCGGUCUCCUGCUCGAUUCAGAGAUGUGGAUGGACGUUUACGAGGUGUUCACGAAGGACGCAUGCAGGAUGUUGGGGGUCAGCGUUCACAGUCCUCUGAGCACCUGCGUUAAUGCUGGAUGCACCGCCAUACCUGCGUUGCUCAAUAUAAAGCAGGUUAUGAUGCAAAGGCAGGUUGCUGGCAUUUGGAAUGGCCGCGACGAGUUGCCGGUAAGAGUGGUCACCGCAAACUAUCAGUACAUUGUUUUUUUACGACAUCCGUGUUUGAAGAUCGAGAUUGAUUUGGGAACAGAAGCGCGAUAUCAUUCAAUGUUCGCCUGCCCCAUCCUCAGGCAGCAGUCGACAGAGACGAAUCCUCCGAUGCGACUGAUCUGCGGCCACGUCAUCUCCAAGGACGCCCUGGAUAAGCUGUGCACGGGCAACAAAAUGAAGUGUCCGUACUGUCCAGUUGAACAAAGUCCGAAUGACGCGAGGCUAAUAUACUUUUGAUUCGAGAUCUCCUCUGUUCUCUUUCAUUAUUCUAUAUAUCUAUCGUUUUACAUAAGCAAUAGGAUGUUUCUUUUUUCGUUGGUUAUUAU
Messenger RNA from Nicrophorus vespilloides, 1646 nucleotides. RefSeq names its product protein RMD5 homolog A (gene Sou). The record is from RefSeq and is a predicted model, not a curated record. The transcript has 5 exons. Gene Ontology annotation, molecular function: ubiquitin protein ligase activity; protein binding. Gene Ontology annotation, cellular component: cytoplasm; GID complex; nucleus. Bases 313 to 1557 code for a protein of 414 amino acids. Gene Ontology annotation, biological process: proteasome-mediated ubiquitin-dependent protein catabolic process. Lineage: Eukaryota; Metazoa; Arthropoda; Insecta; Coleoptera; Silphidae.